Lycium barbarum (goji berry) is the source of this 1543-nucleotide messenger RNA. RefSeq names its product DNA-directed RNA polymerase V subunit 7-like. The transcript is spliced from 4 exons. NCBI's taxonomy places the organism in Eukaryota, Viridiplantae, Streptophyta, Magnoliopsida, Solanales, Solanaceae. The record is from RefSeq and is a predicted model, not a curated record. The coding region runs from base 758 to 1318 and encodes 186 amino acids. Gene Ontology annotation, molecular function: single-stranded DNA binding; single-stranded RNA binding. Gene Ontology annotation, biological process: DNA-templated transcription initiation.
CUUCAACCCUGCUUCACGUUGGGCCACCAUUCGCCCCUUGUCUGAAAAUAGAAAGAGGUUACAGAGUUUGCUCCUAAUUCCCAACCCAGAAAUAACAAAUUUGCUCUAACCCACACUUCAUCUCUAUAAUUCCAUUUCAUUUCCAGUAUAGUUUUCUUAUAGCUUCCCAAAAAAAAAAAAAAAAGUGCAAAGCUGUCUUCUUUACCGGUUAAGGAAAAGAUUUAAAACUAUAGAGCGUUGGGAAUGCUAUCAGGUUAGAAUGAUUUGCUGAAUCUUGUUCAGCGACUCAGCAUCACUGGAGAAAUUUAUCAGGUAUUGGUUACGAGGAAAACAAAAAUUAACAACCAAACAUUGUAUAACUAAAUGCUAGUUUUUAUGUGGAGCUUAAACUCUGUCAAACCCAACCAAACAUGGCACAAAUUAGUGCUGGGUUUUAUGUGGAGAUUAAAUCGCCUCUAACCCAAACCAAACGGCCCUCUAAAUGUAUUUCUACAUUGGGUUCCACCCACUCCCUAACCCAGGGAAGAUGUCAAUCUCGUUGUCAAUGGUGGAUGGUCUUAAGGCUGCUCCUUGCUCCACAUGCCAAAUUAACAUGUCAAAUUGCUUGUUUUGAAGAAAUGAUAGAUGUCUUGAGGAUAGAUCCAAUUCCAUUCAAAAAGUCAAAUGGAAUUGUAUAGUAUCUUUUUAUUUUUGGUGUAGAGAGAUAGGCUUAGAAGAUAUAGAUCAACUUGUAGACUUAUUAAGAUCACUGGACUCAAUGCUGUGUGAAUUUGAAGUUCACUUAUAUGUGGUAGUUCCUGUGGAAGAUCUAAAAGAAAGCAGAGAACUCCCUGGAAGUAUUGUCAUCAGGCGUCUUUUUAACCAGCUCACAUUUCUGAGGGCUACAGAAGAUUGUGGAUACUUUCUCAAAGUAACAAAAGUGAAGAGCGUAGGCAAUGGAAAGUUAUCGGACUCAUCAAAAUACAUCAUAUUCCCUGUAACCUUCUACAGUCGUACCUUCUUACCUAAAACUGGGGAAGUCUUGGUUGGUAUAGUCAUCAAGGUUUGCAGCGAUGGAGUCUUUCUGAAAUGUGGACCUAUGAACUCUAUUUACCUCAGUCGUCGGAAGAUGCCAAAUUACAACUAUGUUUCGGGUGAAAACCCAUUCUUCUUAUGCGAUGAUCACUCGAGGAUUGAGAACGAAGUGGCUGUCCGAUUUGUGGUGUUUGCUAUGAGAUGGAGUAGAACCCUUGUUAGGAAGUUCGACGUUCUUGCAAGCAUAGAAGGUGAUUGCCUUGGGCCAAUUUCCCUGAAUGGAUUAGAUGGACUAGAGCUGUGAAUUUCUCAAUAGGAAAGGUAAAGAAAAGUGCAUUGUUAUAGUUUCUCUUACCAAAUCAAAAUAGGAAAACAAGAAACUUUUGUAUAUGUUGGUUUACUUAUAGGAUGUAAAUGAGUUAUCAGUGACAUUAUGAAUGUACAUGGUUGGUGUUACAGCUUUGCUGGGAAUGUGUUGGAGAAAUGAAAAUGGCUGAGAUGCCAUGACAAAAAAUUGGCUCGGUCCAAA